AUGUCACGGACAUUGAACGCAUGUCUGCUCUUCCUCAACGUGGUUGUGAUCUCCAUGGAAGACAGCAAGGAGGUCUGUCACAGAAAUACGUUUGUUCUUGUCGCCCCUUCACAAGGGCCUUCGGCAAGAACACCCGGCAGCGUCUUGGUGUCAUCCCGAUGCAGAGCACCUAGUAUUCCUCGGGGGAUCGACUUCGCCCUGCGUUUGAGGGGAGGGAGUGCGGCAGGCGACGUGGAGGUGGUUGAGCAGCGUGUGCAGCUGCUUCUCACACCUCAUGUGAAGGCCCGAACAUCUCGACUGGACGGACUGGUCAAGGUCCAAGGAGAGGAUCAGAUUGUGAAGCGGAGGGGGAGGAUGCGGAAGGAGGACUCGACUGAGCAGGUCAAGAAGAGGCUGAACAAGCUCAACACUCUCCUCCAGAGCUAUCAGAUCGAUGGAGUGCAGUGGCUGAUUUCGCUAUAUGAGAAUGGUUUGAACGGCAUCCUCGCUGACGAGAUGGGGUUGGGAAAGACGAUCCAGGUCAUCGCAUUUCUUGCUCACUUGUGGGAAAUGAAGGUCCAUGGACCUUUUCUUGUCGUUGCCCCACUGUCUACGAUAGGCAACUGGCAGAAUGAGUUCAAACGCUUUGCUCCUGAUCUUCCUGUUCUCCUGUACCAUGGCAGCAAGGAUGAGCGCAAAGAGCUCCGGAAGCAGCAUCUCAAGCAUCGGGCCAAGGAGUUUCCGAUCGUCAUCACGUCCUUUGAAAUCGUCAUGAACGACGCAAAGAGUCUCUCGCAGUACCGAUGGAAAUACCUCACGGUUGACGAAGGUCAUCGCAUCAAGAACAAGGAUUGCAAACUCCUCAGGGAGUUGAAAGCUCUCAACGCAGGCAACAGGCUGCUGCUCACCGGGACUCCGUUACAGAACAAUCUCAGCGAGCUCUGGUCGCUCCUCAACUUUAUCUUACCGGAGAUCUUCGACGAUCUCUCGACCUUCCAAGCUUGGUUCAACUUCGAGGAAGAGCUGACGGACAGCCAGGGGGCGGCCAAGAUCAUGCUGCAGGAGGAGCAGAACAAGAUCAUCUCGAAGCUCCACGCUAUCCUCGACCCCUUCCUCCUCCGCCGCCUCAAGAGUGACGUUGCACUGGAGCUGCCGGACAAGCACGUCUACGUCCUCUUCGCCUCCUUCUCUCCCUCCCAGGCUCGCUACAACCAGGCGAUCGCCAACAACUCACUCUGGGAGCUCCUUGAAAACGUCACAGACAGCGCCAUGUUGCAGGACGAGGCGACGACGGCCAUGACGAAUCCACAGUCUUCGCUGGAGAACAUGAUGAUGCAGAUGCGAAAGUGCUGCAACCAUCCAUACCUCUUUGCCUCUCCCAUCGAUGAGCAUGGCGAGUUCGUGGUGGACGAGCGCGUCCUCGAGGCGAGCGGGAAGAUGCAGCUGCUGGAUCGCAUGCUGCGCAUCCUCAAGGAGAAUGGAAACAAAGUCCUCAUCUUCUUUCAGAUGACGCGCAUGAUGGACAUCGUCGAGGACUACGUGAGAGACGUUCGCAAUUGGGACUGUUGUAGGAUCGACGGAAAGGAGCAGAUUCAUCGCUUCAACCACAACAGCAGCUCCUUCAUUUUCCUCCUCAGCACGCGGGCUGGGGGCCUCGGCAUUUCCUUGCCUGCUGCCGACACCGUCAUCAUCUACGAUUCCGACUUCAACCCCCAGCAGGACCUGCAGGCUCAAGAUCGAUGCCAUCGCAUCGGACAGCAGAAGCCCGUCGGCGUCUACAGGCUCAUCACGCGGGACUCUGUGGAGGUGAAAAUUUUCGAGCGAGCAGUGAGGAAGAGGAAGCUCGAACUUAUGACCAUCAACCGGAAGCUCUUCAAGGAUCACCAGAAACUGCAGGGAUCAACGGACCUUUCCUCUCUCCUCAAGGGAGAGCUUGAGAUCACGCAGUCGUUCACCAAGGAUGAGCUGCAAGAGCUGCUGCUCGUCAACGUGCAGCCGACGAGGGAAGGAACCGUCUCAGACGAGAACUUGCGCAUGCUCCUCCUCGACCGCGGCGACAAGGCGCCCAAGACCAGCGGGCCAGGCUGGGAGCUGGUAGACGCAGAGACCUCGUCGUUUGUGGUGAAGGAAUGA
Molecule: messenger RNA, 2112 nt
Organism: Guillardia theta CCMP2712
Lineage: Eukaryota; Cryptophyceae; Pyrenomonadales; Geminigeraceae
Exons: 17
Coding region: 1-2112 (703 amino acids)
Biological process (GO): DNA methylation-dependent constitutive heterochromatin formation; pericentric heterochromatin formation; negative regulation of gene expression via chromosomal CpG island methylation
Cellular component (GO): nucleus; pericentric heterochromatin
Molecular function (GO): ATP binding; ATP-dependent chromatin remodeler activity; chromatin binding
Source: RefSeq, a predicted model, not a curated record